This is a messenger RNA of Rhopalosiphum maidis (corn leaf aphid), 1315 nucleotides long. It is a transcript of the gene Ndfip, whose product is annotated as NEDD4 family-interacting protein 1. Gene Ontology annotation, cellular component: perinuclear region of cytoplasm; Golgi apparatus; endoplasmic reticulum. Gene Ontology annotation, biological process: ubiquitin-dependent protein catabolic process; metal ion transport; positive regulation of protein ubiquitination. Bases 517 to 1269 code for a protein of 250 amino acids. The transcript is spliced from 6 exons. Lineage: Eukaryota; Metazoa; Arthropoda; Insecta; Hemiptera; Aphididae. Gene Ontology annotation, molecular function: WW domain binding. The record is from RefSeq and is a predicted model, not a curated record.
AUAAUAAAAAUAUAUACCUCAAUGAAUAAUAAUAUUAAUAAUAAUAUGUUUACGGCUUAUCGAUUUCGGACGGCUUGACGUCACGAACGUACUGCGUUCGUCGUUAUCAAUACUUUAUCAAAAACUCCACAGAACGAUUAAACAUAUGUUCAUUGUUCAAUGUUCAAGCUUUUCACUCGACUCGCUGUGUUGUAACUCGGACUAUAGUUAGAUUCCUCCUAGUUGAUUAUUAUUUUAUUUUACUGGUGUUUUGUAUGAUUGCUAAUAAUAACCGUUUACCCAUGUAAAAUGCGAAAAACUGAAUACAUUUCCCAUCGAAUUCUGUACGAUUCGUUUUGGAGCUGAGAUUUUGCUGGACCUACAAUAGCUAUAUUGAACAACUGGAGCACGCCAAACUGUUGUUCGAUUAGAGUUUAACGAUCCGAUCGCGUCUUGCUCAUAAAUGCCGAAGUAACUCUAUGACAGAUUCCAAUAUUAGGUAUAUUUUGUAUUACAAAAUAUUAAUUUUUGUCAAAAAUGAGUCGUCAACCAGAAAAUCAUAUCAUGGAUAUUCCUCCUCCUGUAUAUACAAAUGUUGCAAAUAAUACUCAAACAGUAGAAUCAGAAAAUAGAAAUGUUGAUACAAUACAGCAAAAUCCAGUUCAUGUACCGAUAUCACCACAGCAUUAUGAUGCACAGCCUCCUAGAUUAGACUUUUCAGCCCCCCCACCAUAUGAAGACUGUAACCCAGAUUUUGUAAAGCUACCAACUUAUGAAGAAGUGCAAAUGGAAAAGCGAUUGGAAGGAGAAACAUCUCCAAGAUUACCUGGAAGAGUUAUUGGAGGACCUCCUAGCAUAGGACCAUUACCACAAGAAAUACCUGCACAAACAUUGACUGUUCUUACGAUUGAUGCUGCACCUAAUCCGUGUGAAAUUGAUACUAAUUUAUUAGGCACAGACUACAUGUUUUUAACUGCUUUUUUGGUGGCUUUACUAUUCAAUUGGGUGGGUUUCUUGGUAUUAAUGUGUUUAUGCCAAACUGUAGCAGCUCGUUAUGGAGCACUUGCUGGAUUUGGAUUAUCAUUAGCAAAAUGGACGAUGAUAGUUAAACGAAAUACUGAGAUGUCUGAUUUAUCACCAGAAAGUCGUUCAAAUACAUGGCUUUGGUGGUUAGUAAUGGCUUUUGGAUUUUUAAUUUGUAUUCGUGCUGUCAUACAAUACAUGAAUAUCAAACGUGGUUGGAGGCUGCUUAGUGUUCCUGCACAAGAACGAGUGUUAUAUUUUUAUUAAAUUUUUGAUCUGAUGGUAAAGUAAAGUAAAGUAUGUGAAAUAUUUA